AUGAGCAACAGGAACCAGGGGAACCCUCCAGAGGAACCGGAGGAACUGGAGGAACUGGAGGAACUGGAGGAACUGGAGGAACUGGAGGAACUGGAGGAACUGGAGGAACUGGAGGAACUGGAGGAACUGGAGGAACUGGAGGAACUGGAGGAACUGGAGGAACUGGAGGAACUGGAGGAACUGGAGGAACUGGAGGAACUGGAGUUUGAACAAUACCUGUCAGCAACACGUGUCAAAAAUCCGUAUAAGGAUAUGGAGGCCAUCGUCGACUCCGAAGUCGUGAAAUAUACAGCCUUCAACAUCUAA
This is a messenger RNA of Fusarium musae, 306 nucleotides long. RefSeq lists its product as uncharacterized. The record is from RefSeq and is a predicted model, not a curated record. NCBI's taxonomy places the organism in Eukaryota, Fungi, Ascomycota, Sordariomycetes, Hypocreales, Nectriaceae. The transcript has 2 exons. Bases 1 to 306 code for a protein of 101 amino acids.